Molecule: messenger RNA, 446 nt
Organism: Aphanomyces astaci
Lineage: Eukaryota; Oomycota; Saprolegniomycetes; Saprolegniales; Verrucalvaceae
Exons: 4
Coding region: 53-430 (125 amino acids)
Molecular function (GO): peptidyl-prolyl cis-trans isomerase activity
Source: RefSeq, a predicted model, not a curated record
AAACAGCACGUGACCGUUGCAUCCAGAGUGUGACACAUCGGCGAACAACUAAAUGUCAUCGGCGUACAAGGAAAAGGAGUUUUCGGCGUUGACGCUGAAAGCCGGCGAGAUUCAAGUCGAAGUGUUUGUGGCCGGAGAUGGCGUCAACUACCCCAAAAAAGGGCAAACCGUCGUGGUGCAUUACACUGCCUAUCUGCAAGACGGCAAGAAAUUUGACUCGUCGCGGGAUCGAGACAAACCGUUCAAGUUCAAACUCGGCGCGGAACAAGUGAUCCCAGGGCUAGACGAAGGCAUCGAGCGACUUUGCAUGAAAGAACGCGCGAAAGUGUACAUCCCGUCCGACAAAGCAUACGGCAAGAAGGGGUUCCCAGGGCUCGUACCGCCCAACACGAACCUUGUGUUUGACAUUGAGCUGAUCACGUUCAAAUAAUAUAUAUUCUUCAAAG